Molecule: messenger RNA, 1241 nt
Organism: Glossina fuscipes
Lineage: Eukaryota; Metazoa; Arthropoda; Insecta; Diptera; Glossinidae
Gene: igl
Exons: 3
Coding region: 43-1035 (330 amino acids)
Molecular function (GO): calmodulin binding
Source: RefSeq, a predicted model, not a curated record
AGAUAAAAAUAAAUAAAUAAAAUAGAAAUUUUAAAGUAAAUCAUGGGUUGUAAUACCAGUCAAGAAUUGAAGACCAAAGAUGGUUCGACCGCUGCCAAUAAUGCCGCAAACGGUAGUGAACAGAAUGAAGAAAAUGUGGUAACCGAACAAAACGCUAACAAUGAAGUCGAACCAGUACAUAAGGGCGGUACCCCAAACACUAUUAAUGAGGAAAAAUUGCAGCCACAUAAUAAAUCAUCGGGACGCACUUUAUCAUCAGCGUCGGCCAUUUCUGUUACCACUCAGCCACCACCGUCAUCAUCACAGCCAUUAUUCAAUCAUGGUAAUCACACAAAUCAUUCAAAAACAAAUUCAAUUGUAUCGAACGGCGAUGCCAUUACCAUCAUUAAUCGUCAGUCUUUAACGGCCAAUACAUUAAAGUCUACUUCAUUGCCUGCCAAAGAGAACGGUUCAUUACCCCAGGCUAUAAAUGGUAUUUCCGUUAACUAUAAUAUAAACGAGAACGAUGAUAACAAAUUUGUCAGCGACAAAACGGAAAUAUCUGAAUUGAAUGGCAUCGAGAUGGGUGAAGAUGAAGCAAAAGCCGCUAUUAAAAUACAAGCCGCAUUCCGAGGACAUCAAGUUAGAAACACGAUGAAGAGAACCGAAACCAAAACCACUACCAGCAGCAGCAACACUAACAAAGCGAGCACCAAUGCAGUAAACAAAUCAGCUAAUGCUGCUCUCGCUGCUGCCGCUGAAGCACAAGAGCCAACUAAAGCUGAAUUGGAGGCAGAAUUCGAUCCUAACGACAAAGAGCUUUGCGAUGCUGCUAGAAAAAUCCAAGCUACUUUUCGUGGUCAUUUAACUCGCAAAUUGGUUAAAGACGAUGACGAUGCUAUACCAGAAGAUGUUGAUAUACAAGAGAUCACUAAGAAGGUGGCCGAGGAAUUGGAUAUUGAUUUAAGUGAUCCCGAAUUAAAUAAGGCAGCCACCAAGAUUCAGGCCUCAUUCCGGGGUCACAAGAUUCGUAAGGAUAUUACACCAGUUGAAUAAAAAACAUAAAACCCACGCAAAACACACACAACAACAAAAAAACAAAAAAAAAAAAAAAAAAACAAAAGAAAAAAACAAUAGAAAUCCUUUCAGAUACACUUAUUAAUUGAGACUCAUUGGCGGUUGGGCGGAAGACGGAAAAGAGAGGGAGCUGAAAAAAUGAAGAGCGCAGUAAAACUAAAAUAUAAAUUUAAAAGUAUUUAAAA